UGGAGGAGGAGAAGGAGGGGGCUGGAUCCUGUCCGGCUAGGAAGGAAAGGCUCUGCUUAGCAAGUGUCGGAAAACGAGUCUCCGGAGUGGCUCGGGAGGGAAGGAUGUGCAAAAAGCUGGAGGACGAGGAGGUGUCAGAAUUUACUUGUUUUGAUCUAACUUGGCUGUAAUCAUCCUUCCCUUCUGGCGAGCAACAACAUGAUGUCAAAUAGAAAUAAUCUUGCUUACCACAGUCUUAUAACAGGUAGCUAAGAUAAAUAGCUAAUAAAGAAAUUUGUCUCUGGUGAACCACUAACAUCAUUGAUUUGUGGGGUCUCAUCUGGCACAGGUUUGAUAUUCAAACAAGAUGUUAGAAGAGUAUGGUCAUAUGCAAAACCAGGUGGAAUUACAAAACACCAGUUUAGGAAAGGAGGUAGUUAUGAAUUCUCUUGAAACUGAUCUUCAGCAUAUAAUGGACAGACUCAGCCAGAAAAAAUAUUCAUCAAGUCUGAAAUUAAAAAGAAAUGAAGACUACUCUGGUUCUUAUUUAACUCUCUCUCAACCUCUGGCACCUAAAUUGAGCCCUGCAUCUAGUGUUAAAAGUAUGCCAUCUGUUUCCAAAAUUCAAGGAAUCAAACCUUUGGCUUGUGAGAACUCUUAUCAUUCAGACAAAAAUGUUUCUCUAAAGCAUAUGGGCCCCAUUUCAGGCACGUUCUCAUCUUUAAGUGGGUACAGCCUAGGAAAGAACGACUUGGAUAUUUAUGCUGCCAGAGAAAAUGAAAAACAGUUUGGACAUCUGGAUAAAUUUCCCUAUUCAAAGUACAGCCAGAAGAAUAAAUCUCAUGAUAGCGUCUAUUUCCCAGGAGUGUUGGAUGGGUGGAAAAACUCUGGAUCUCUUGCAAUGUGGAAUGGGAAUUCAGGAAAUGAUAUAAUUAUUUCACCAGUCAGCAGCUCUGGAGCUGCCAGUAUGCCCUCCAGUCCAAAACAAAGCAGGAAAAUGAACGUACACGACAUCAUGUCAGUUCAGGCCAGGUCAGCUAAACAGAAGGACCCAGCAAUGGAAGCUCAAGGGUAUAGAACCAAAAAAUAUCCAGGUGGUUCACUGAGUCAUAUGGGAGUUUAUAGUCGGUCAUUACCCAGACUUUACAAAUCAGCAGAAAGCCAACUCACACCACUGAGUUUACCCCCAAGAAACUCUACUGGAAAUUCCAAAAGAAAGAAGACUAUUGAAAAAGACCUUCUACCUCAAAAUAUACUGGAUACUGACAAUUACCUUAAUUUUUCUUCUUGUACCCCAGGAGUAUUGCCAUAUUCAAACUUUGUACCUGAAGUGAAUUCCUAUGUAAAUUCAACUCUCAGUGUUCCUGCAAGCCCCCGGAUAGCUAGAAAAAUGCUUCUGGCCUCCACAUCCUCAUAUGCACCUGAUGACUUUGAUAGGGUUGGAGUGCCAGGGACAAGCCCUAGUAAUUCGUUUAUUCCUUUGGAUCCUGAGAGAGUGUUCCCUGUGAGAAGGAGAGUUUCCAAUAGCUCCAUGGAGUUCGAUGAAACAGAUUUGGAAAGCCUUAGGCAGACUCCUUCCAUUCGAGAGAGAAAGAACAGCAUUAGUUCUGUUUCUGGAAGAGAUGACCUAAUGGACUACCACAGGAGACAGAGAGAAGAAAGGCUUAAAGAACAGGAAAUGGAGAGGCUGGAGCGCCAGCGGCUAGAGACCAUUCUUAAUCUGUGUGCAGAAUACUCCAAGCCUGACAAUGAACCUGCCACUGUUAGUACCGUAGCUGAUGUUCAGAAAAUUAAUAAAGAACUUGAAAAACUCCAGUUGUCUGAUGAAGAUUCUGUUUUUGAAGAUUCUCAGAUAAUAGCAGACUCAAGAUUCAGAGAUCAUUUGCAGCUUCAAGCUGAAGAUUCUGACUUCUCCGAAUUCAGUGAUCUUGGACAAAAUUCUAUGGGCUUCUUUUCCUCAAGAGGAAUCAGAACGAAUAAACAUUUAAAUGGCAACAGGACAAGUUCACCUUUAUCUUCUUCUGCUUUCCUGAAGGAUGUCAGUGAAUCUUCUUACCUAAGCAUUAUGUCAAAGUCACCAGAAUGCAUAAGCAAUGAACAAACAGUAUCAGAACUUAAUCAAAUGGAAGAACAGCGCAUUAUAAUAUUAAAUAACUUAGAAGAACUUGAACAAAAGAUCAAAGACUUAAAUGACCAGAUGGAUGAAUCCUCCAGAGAGAUGGAUAUGGAAUGUGCCUUACUGGAAGCAGAGCAGAAAUCUGAAACAGCUGAACUACUCAAGGAGAAGGAAAUAGUAGAUCAUUUAAACAGGAAGAUAGCAGAGCUGGAGAGAAAUGUCAUUGGUGAAAAGGCCAAGGAAAAAAUAAAGCUUGAUGCUGAGAGGGAAAAACUAGAAAAGCUUCAGGAGCUUUACUCCGAGCAGAAGACUCAGCUUGAUAAUUGCCCCGAGUCCAUGAGGGAACAGUUACAGCAGCAGCUAAACAGGGAUGCAGACUUGUUGGAGGUAGAAAGCAAACAUUUUGAAGAUUUGGAAUUUCAGCAGCUUGAAAAUGAGAGCAGAUUAGAUGAAGAAAAAGAGAACUUAACCCAGCAGCUUCUGCGUGAAGUUGCUGAAUAUCAGCGUAGCAUUGUCAGCAGAAAGGAAAAGGUUUCUGCUCUCAAAAAACAAGCCAAUCACAUUGUACAACAAGCACAAAGAGAACACGAUCAUUUUGUCAAAGAGAAAAACAAUUUACUGAUGAUGUUGCAGAGGGAGAAGGAAAAUCUUUGCAGUCUAGAAAAGAAGUAUUCUUCACUGUCAGGAGGCAAAGGAUUCCCUCUGAGUCCCAGCAGUCUAAAAGAGGGUUAUGUGAAUGUAAAUGACAUUAGUGACCCGCAUGGCAAUUCCAUGAAUAUAUCCCCUUCCACACAACCCCCCUCUGCUGCUGAUGCUGUUCCCACUGAACCUUCCACAGCUGGCCUGAUGAGCCAGUCACAAAAUAAAGAGCACUUCCGAAAUUUGGAAGAGAGAAAGAAGCAGCAUAAAGAAGGCCUGUACAUGAGUGAUACUUUGCCCCGCAAGAAAACAGCUCCUCCUAUAUCACCUCAUUUCAGUAGUUCUACUCUUGGACGAAGUGUUAAGGGUCACCUGCCACUUGGACAAAGCAGUAGCUGUGGCAGCAUACUUCCUCAUUGUUCAGGAUCUAUGACAAAAGAGGUGGAGCCAAGGAGAACUCAUAAAGGUAAAGGCAAAAAAGGAACAAUUAGUCAUUCCAAAAGCUCAAGUGUUAAAGGUUAUAACCAACAGCAUCUGCGUGAGGAACAAAGCCAGAAGCCUCCUGAAUUCUACAGCAGAACUGCCUCAGAAUCAAAUGUGUACUUGAACACCUUUCAUUACCCUAAUCCUAAUCUGAAAGACCACGCCUUUGACACGCUUAGUUUAGACAGCUCAGACAGCAUGGAGACUAGUAUAUCUGCCUGUUCCCCAGAUAAUAUUUCCAGUGCUAGUACUGCAAACGUGGCACGAAUAGAAGAGAUGGAAAGACUUUUAAAACAAGCUCAUGCUGAGAAAACACGAUUGCUUGAAUCCAGGGAACGAGAAAUGGAAGCAAAAAAAAAAGCACUAGAAGAAGAAAAGCAUCGCAGACAGCAGCUAGAGAAAAGGUUACAAGAAGAAACUAGUCAGCGACAAAAACUAAUUGAAAAAGAAGUUAAGAUACGUGAAAAACAGAGAAGUCAGUCUCGUCCCUUGACCCGUUAUUUGCCAGUCAGAAAGGAAGAUUUUGAUCUGCGCGGCCACAUAGAGACAGCUGGCCACAAUAUAGAGACUUGUUACCAUGUCUCACUCACUGAGAAGACCUGCCGAGGCUUUCUUGUUAAGAUGGGAGGUAAAAUUAAAACAUGGAAAAAACGAUGGUUUGUGUUUGAUAGAAACAAGAGAACGUUUUCUUAUUAUGCAGACAAACAUGAAACUAAAUUAAAAGGAGUAAUUUAUUUCCAAGCCAUUGAGGAAGUCUAUUAUGAUCAUUUAAAGAAUGCUUGUAAGAGUCCUAAUCCAUUGCUUACUUUCAGCGUUAAAACGCAUGACAGAAUAUAUUAUAUGGUGGCCCCAUCACCAGAAGCUAUGCGGAUAUGGAUGGAUGUAAUAGUUACAGGAGCAGAAGGUUACACCCACUUCAUGUUGUAGUUAAAUGGUGCAAAGUUUCAUCAAUAGGGCAUAAUGCAAUAACAGCUGUGUUUGUGAGGAUGGAAAGCCAUAUUUAGUCAUAUUUGACAAGUCAUAUGUAUAAAAUAACAAGAAUCCUACCAGAACACCUAAUCUUAUGCUCCAAAAGGAAAUACAUGAUAUGUAAGGGAACAUCAAGUUCUAAUGAGAUUUGUUUUAUAUUGCUGUGUUUUAGAUUCAGUACUUGUUGAAACAGCAGAGAGAAAAAAGGCUACUUAAAAGAUGAUAACCCUCCAAAAAUGGAUAAUCAGAUAGCCAUAAGCCAAUUUCUGUGGCAAAUUCUACCAUGCAGAACUUUCCUUAUGAAAAUAAAUGUCAUAAGUUAACAGUGUUGCUAUACUUUUAAGUAUACGAUUUUGUAUUAAGAAGUGAAAGAGAAAGAUAUGAUGCCUCUAUAUUUAAUGUACAGGAUUUAUGAACAAUUUUAUGUUCUUUUCCUUACAAGUAUUUUAUAACAAAUUUUAAACUACUGUUUGCAGUGUUUUUGUCUUAAAACACAACCAAAGAUCCAUACCAUGUGUUGAGAUUUAGUUUUAUGUAAUAGAAGAGUUUUUAAAUUCUUUUAUAUAUGCUAGUGGAGUUUUAAAAUAUUUCUGUCUAUAUCUUGGAAAUGCUGGAUGUUAGUUUGAAUGUUAACAAAAAAAUAACAUCUUUAGGAUCUUUGAAAUAUCAGCUUUCUUUUUAGAGGGUAGGAUCAGAUAAAAAUCCACACUGAGCAAUCACAUUCUGCAUUUCUUUAGUGAGGCUUUUACUUAAUUUCUUAACAAAUUACAACCCUCUUCACAAUAUUAUUCCUUUACUAGUUAUAGCAGUACAGCUUAGUAGAAUUAAGAACUGUAAUUAAAAAACCAUGACCAUGUAUGGUUAUAAUGGCCAUUUAGUACCCUAAAAGAGAUGGAUUCCCCCAAACAACAUCGUUUUUGUGGGUAAAAUUACAAGUCUUUGGAAACUAUAUUCAUAACUUUUCCAUAUAAAAUAAAUAUUUUAAUGUAGGUGAAUAUUCUCCCAGGCUAAGUUGGCUUAGAAACUAGAAUGUGAAGAAUUUCUUUGGACAUACAGUAGAUAAGGUCAGUCAUGAAGAAAAGUCUUCAAAUCUUUUCUGAAUUAUAUUUCCAUUGAUGAUGAAGAAGCAUUUCUGUUUUGGCACACAGACAUAUCCUGCAGCUAGUUUGACAGGUGUCUGAAUAGAAGCCAUGAAAACUUAUUUUGCAUCAUAAACAAAAUAACAGUCCCAUUACACAUUCUUUUUAAAGCUGUGCUUCUGAUUUCAUAUUCUAGAUCAUUCUUUGUGUAUUAAUUUAUGUUGCUCUUUAACAUAGAAAAAUAUUUUGUUUCACAUAUGUACAGUACUGAGGAAGCUGUCACUGCAUUUCUCUUGAAUAAAGUACAGUAAAUAAUCCUUUUCUCUGUUCCUUAUGGAGUCUCAAGAAAUGAUAUGGGGACCAUAGCUCAGUAACAGAGCACAUGCAGUAUGCAGACACUUCCAGGGUCAAGCUCAGCAUCUCUGAUUUAAAAGGAUUCUGAGAAAGAUCUCUUCUUGAGACUUUAUUGAAUGGCUCCCAGAGGGGAUAAUACUGGGUUAAAUCACUAAGUCUUACUGAUUCUAGGCCCAGUGGGUCAAGUGAUGUUCUGGAGCCUGUAUCUAGCACUUGCCCUACCAAGUCUAAAAUGUUUAUGCAUUUAAGGGAUCACCAUGUUAUGUUCUUAAGAUUACAUAUUCCUUUAAUAUCAUUUUCAUUUUAAAUACUUUGCUUGUCUUUGGAUAUUGUACUCAGAUGAAGUUUGGAUUUUGAAUCAUGUUCGUAUUUGAUGUUGCCUUUUAAUAUUUUUAUUUUGUACAUGCCAUGUUUUCAGUGCACUAAACUAAAAUUGUUAUAUCUCCUUAAGGAAAUAUAAAUAAUGAACCACUUUCAGAAAUAGUUAUAAUUUUAAAAUAUAACUGAACGUAUUGUAGUGUGUGAUGCCAAGUAGUUUGAUUACAGUAGUUCAAAGAUCCCACAUAUUUUCAAAUGCAUUUACAUGAAAAGAAAUCACAUAGAAACUUGCGUCUAAGUUGUUAAAUCAGGGCUUAAAAUUGUUUUUCCUUUAAUUCAGCAAAAGAAAAUAAAGAAUGAAGUGUUAAACUUCAAUUGUAUAUACAUAGUGUAAAAAUAUGUUUUAUUUAACACCCUGGGAUUUACUUACAUUUGUGUGCUCCAGGCGAAAGGGCAUUAAGUUGGAUCCAGGCUUAUUCAAAGUAGACCCAUUUAAAUCCAUCAAAAUUAAGCUUGUUAUCAAUAACAAGGUGAAUUGAUUCCAGUAAUUCUGUUCUAGAUACAAUUCAGCCAGAAAAAGAAAAACUAUGAAAAACCUAAUUUGUGUCUUCUGAAGGAAAAGGAGAUUGCAAAGUUUGCUUAACCAAUGUUAGAAGAUAAAUUCCAGAAAUGAAUGCUAUUGGUUUCCAUAGUUUCUAUUGCAUAUUUUAAUUUUACUUCUAUAUAAAUUUUACAGGUUUUCUAUUUUUUUUUUAAUCUUGCAUGU
This is a messenger RNA of Python bivittatus (Burmese python), 6703 nucleotides long. It is a transcript of the gene PHLDB2, whose product is annotated as pleckstrin homology like domain family B member 2. Gene Ontology annotation, cellular component: basal cortex. The record is from RefSeq and is a predicted model, not a curated record. Gene Ontology annotation, biological process: regulation of microtubule cytoskeleton organization. NCBI's taxonomy places the organism in Eukaryota, Metazoa, Chordata, Lepidosauria, Squamata, Pythonidae.